AUGGUCAUUGAUGGUCAAUAUUCUUCUUGUGAACUGGCACAGAAUCACCUGUUCCAGCAGCAUACAGAGGACUUACCUAUCGAGGACCGUAUCCGUAUCAGUUAUGAGCGGGCGAAGUGUAUUGGAAAGGCAUAUGCGCUGACAGUCACCGAUUUGAUCGAGCUUACACCUAAAUUUUGGAAACUGCACACAGAUCCAAUUAUGGCGAUGGAUGGCGCUGCAGGCACCCUUGUAACAUUGCAAUACAAUCUGUGCGGGGGGACUCUGGCGAUGUUCUCCUCUAAACGAACAGACCUGGGAAACGUUUUGCAUGACGUUUUGAGUUUCAAGGUUUCCGGCCAAUUUUGCCUCACUGAGGUUGGUCAUGGUCUUGACGUCAUUCACCUCGAGACUACUGCAACUCUGCUUCCAAAUGGAGAGUUCGAAUUACAUACGCCACAUGAACGAGCUGCCAAAUAUAUGCCACCUACGUCGCCCUUAGGAAUACCAUGCGUCGCAGUUGUUUUCGCUCGUAUGAUGGUUGGGGGCGACGAUCAUGGGGUCAAACCGUUCGUCGUACAAUUGCACGAUGGUAAAGACAUGGCAAAGGGUAUCGUAUGCAAGCUGUUACCCCCAAGGGGUGGUUCCCGUCCAUUGAACCAUUCUUUGACGUACUUUAAUCAUGUCCGCCUUCCGCCUUCAGCACUACUUGGGAGUCGAGAAAAACCUGUUGACGCGCGUCUGGCAUUCUUUUACAACAUCUCUCGCGUUGCAGUUGGUACCAUUGGACUCGCCUCACUCAACAUACCUGUAAUGCAGCUGGCGUCACGGAUUGGGAUCCGAUACAGUCUGCGUAGGACCAUUGUCGAUAAUGAGGGCAAGCGUAAACCCAUCAUUUCGUUCCGUACUCAGCAAAUCCCUGUCUUGACUGCAUUUGCACAAACGGUGGUCAUGCAAGCGUUCCAGAAAUGGGCCGUGAAAAUAUUCAGCAACCAAAGCACAGACUUUCGCAUUCGCCACGCCGUUGCGUCCAUCCUGAAAAUCGUCUUUGUUCAGCAUGCUCAAACAUCUCUUUUGGCACUGAGCGACCGCUGUGGUGCUCAGGGACUUUUUGAAGUCAACCAACUUUCCAGUAUGCAUGGGGACAUCCGUGGAUCUUCGAUCGCCGAAGGCGACAACUUAGUAAUAUCAAUCCGUCUCGCCACCGAGCUGAUUCUUCAGCGAUACACUGUUCCAUCGAGCACGCAUCCGGACGGUUUACUGGCAAGACAUGAAGCAGGAAUGCUUUCCGAGCUACGCGAACUUACGAAGGCUAUGCAGCACCAUCGAACUAAUGAAUAUGAUCGAACCGUGCUUCCCGAGUGCUUGGACCUCGUGCGAGCAAUCGGACACCGUAUGGCGUAUGAUGCCGCGAUCGAGGCAGGUGUAGACCAGGAUCUUGUUGAACUUUACGUCGCAAGCUGCCUGAAGGAAGACCCGGCAUGGUACGUUGAGAAUGCCAAACUAUCCAGGCGUGAACAGAAAGAGAUGGAGGGAAGAGCGAUUGACGCGGUGUUUCCGCGCCUGCAUGAGCUCUUAGCGUUGAUGGACGUGGACCCGUAUAUUUCAGCCCCAAUUGUUUCAGAUGAUGCAUGGGAAAAGUACAAGGACAGCUUGAGGACUUUUUGUAGUCCUUCCCUUGACGAUGAUCAACAGUGA
This is a messenger RNA of Fibroporia radiculosa, 1677 nucleotides long. RefSeq lists its product as uncharacterized. The transcript has 7 exons. NCBI's taxonomy places the organism in Eukaryota, Fungi, Basidiomycota, Agaricomycetes, Polyporales, Fibroporiaceae. The record is from RefSeq and is a predicted model, not a curated record. Gene Ontology annotation, biological process: fatty acid beta-oxidation using acyl-CoA oxidase; lipid homeostasis. Gene Ontology annotation, cellular component: peroxisome. The coding region runs from base 1 to 1677 and encodes 558 amino acids. Gene Ontology annotation, molecular function: fatty acid binding; FAD binding; acyl-CoA oxidase activity.